Pomacea canaliculata is the source of this 2014-nucleotide messenger RNA. Its product is annotated as acid phosphatase type 7-like. The transcript is spliced from 11 exons. Gene Ontology annotation, molecular function: metal ion binding; acid phosphatase activity. The record is from RefSeq and is a predicted model, not a curated record. The coding region runs from base 259 to 1359 and encodes 366 amino acids. Lineage: Eukaryota; Metazoa; Mollusca; Gastropoda; Architaenioglossa; Ampullariidae.
CUGAGCCAGCAUGCGACACGUGACACUCACCACACAAACAACGGAAAGAUGGGGAUUGGCUGGAGUACACCCCAGUGCUUCUGAUGUUGAUCAUGCCGGCUGUCUGGGGCUUCAUUUAUGUGCGGCCUGAACAGGUUCACCUGUCCUACAGCGAUGCUCCAACCAAAAUGGUGGUAACAUGGGUGACCCAGAACAAGACUUCAGCAUCAAUAGUGAGAUAUAUGGCAUAUCAGCCUCAACCAAGCAGCAUUAGGAAACAUGACAACAUUUGUAGAUGGUGGUUCCCAACAUCAUACGCUGUACAUUCAUCGUGUAACACUUUCUGGUCUACUUCCUGGACAGAAAUAUGUGUACGUGGCUGGAGGACCAGAGGGCUGGAGUGAUAAGUUUCGUUUUAAUGCCACGAAGGACGGCAGUGACUGGAGUCCCAGGCUGAUAGUGUACGGUGACAUGGGCAAUGAGAAUGCCCGAGCUCUGCCUUACCUUCAGCUGGACGCACAGAGGGGACAGUUUGAUGCUGUUCUGCACGCGGGAGACUUUGCCUAUAAUAUGCAAGAUAAUGAUGCAAAGGUAGGAGAUGAAUUCAUGCGACAGAUAGAAGCUAUUGCUGCAUAUGUACCGUAUAUGACUUGUGUUGGAAACCAUGAAUCCGCAUACAACUUUUCCAACUACCGUAACCGGUUUACAAUGCCUGGUGGGGAUGGCACAAAUAUGUAUUUCAGCUGGAACAUCGGCCCCGCCCACAUCAUCAGCUUCAACACAGAAGUGUACUAUUCUCGGCAUGCCACCACAGAGAACAUCAAACGUCAGUAUGACUGGCUGGAGGCUGACCUACAGGAGGCCAACCAGCCAGCUAACCGAGCAGCCAGGCCUUGGAUCAUCACCAUGGGACACAGACCCAUGUACUGCUCAAAUGAUGACAGCAAACUUCGCUCCAACCCAUCUAAUCCUAUAAGAAAUGGCACUGCUGCAUUUUGGCCGAAUCUGGAGGACCUGUUCUACAAAUAUGGUGUUGAUUUGGAAUUUUAUGCACACAAACACUCCUAUGAGCGUUUAUUCCCCAUGUACAAAUCAAAGGUGUGCAAUGGCAGCGGCAGUGAUCCAUACACCAACCCAUCAGGACCUGUCCACAUCAUCACUGGCUCAGCGGGAAAUAAGGAAGGUCAGAGCAAGUUCCAACGUAAACCAUCAGCAUGGAGUGCCUUCCGUACCGCUGACUAUGGCUUCACCAUCAUGGACAUCAUCAACUCCACGCAUCUGGCCUUGAACCAGGUGUCCAUUGAGAAGGAAGGACAGAUCAUUGACAGUGUUGUCCUUGUUAAGGAUAAACAUGGCGCUGGGCUGUACAACUGUGUGUAAGAAGAGGGUCGGAAACUGAAUCACAACUGUCAGCUUCACAACACAAAGCCUGCUUACUCCGUGAAAAGCAUUCAGUGAACAAGAAAGACAAUAAAGUGCUUUCAAGUUAUUUCCUAUUCUAGCAGCAGAUAUUUAAUGUGGAAGAGUCUGAUGCAGAAAAUAUGUUUCUAUACAAAAGACGUCAAAUAAAAAUGUGAUUUUUCUAUUGUGACAACACACAAUUCACAUGUCAUGGCAGUCAACACACAAUUCACAUAUAAUGGCAGUCAAAACACAAUCGAGGAUGACAGGCGCACCUCACUUGUUGGUUGUGACAGGCUCUCCAAAUGUCACAAUAAACAAACACAGCAGGCAGAUGGUCGGCUUCAUGUGCAACAUACAGUUUCUUUGGUGAUGAAGAACAUUCAUCUCACCAAAAAAAAUGGUUUUUUUUUAUUAAAGCCGAAGAUUUGAUAUCUAGCAUCAGACAUUGAGUGUGAAAGUAUUAGAUACCAUGAAAACUAACCUAGUAUGUGCGAGUGUGUGCUUGCGUUGGAGUUUAUCUACAAGCAGCAGAUUAAUGUGAUGUGAUGUAACAUUUAUUUUAUAAAAUGCACUCAGUCAGGGAAUUUGUAUGACAGGUUAAAUAAAUGUCCGUAAUAAAUCUAAGAGAUUU